GCUACGCUUUCGGACCAGGUUGUCGUUGUAUAUUUCAGACUAGAGAAAGAUUUCUCAAAGAUGGAUGGGAUGGAUGCACGUGAUUGGGAUAGACUUUAUCAAAAUCGAAAAGAUUUGCGUGAACAGAAACUCGAUAAGCUAGAGCUGAUGAAUCACUUAUACGAGAAAUUCGUCAUUUCUCAAGAUGACAGAAGGGAAGUGGAGACUUGUAAACCUACUACUUAUACCAAUCAAAUGAACACCUUGUUAGAAAUUCUUAAAAAGAAGCCCUUACGACUUAAGGCAUAUCAGCACUUCAUAGACGGACUGCGUACAGAUACACCUUGGUUGGCAGAUCAAAUUGAAAAAACAGAAACAACAGCAGAUCCCAGUCUGAAGUCUGUAGCUGAUUCUAGUCUCAUCGAGCAAGAAAUUUCCGAAGUUCUCAGCAAAUUGUACACACCCAAGAACGGUGAAUCUGUUUACCUGUCUGAGGUUAAAGAAACGUUGAAACAGAAUGGAGUCGAUACCAUUGCCGCUUGCUACAGUGACGAGAAACUCAUACAGUUGAUUCACAAUGCCUUCACCAGAGUGGAAGAAAUAACCAGGAGCAAAAGAAUAGGCAGGAGGCUCAUUGCAGACGUACGAUUUAAAAAUGUAGGUUUAAAAAAAAGCAGUAAAGGUUCUACUACAGGAGAAAUCGACAACAAAGGUAAAGAUGCUGAGGAUAUACAGUACAAAAUAGAUUGUACAACUGAUGAAGUAAAAAAGUUUAAAACAGAUGAGUUGAUGAAAUUCAUAGAAAAACACCUGCUUGCAAAUCAUCUUGAGACAGGUUGUCUUGAAGUGUUGAGAGCUGAACUUAUCACAGGAAGAAGUUUUUUGCUAGAAACUUCUGAAUCACUUAAAGGCUUACUAGAAGGUUUUCCCGUCAAUUUAAUAAAUUGCUUGAGUGAUUUAAUUACUCAUGUCAAAAAUACAGAACAAUAUUCAAAGAAACCCUUAGAAACACAGAUACUGCGAAAAUUUGGCAGUAACAAUUCUAAUAAAACCUAUUCUACAAAACGCAAACUUCCAGUGACAAGAAAUAUCAACGGGCCACUGACACAGCCAAUCAGAAACUUUCAUCUGGUUGAGGAGCAAGAAUUAGAUGAUGCUCUUGAAUUUAUAGCAUCAGAGUUCAUUCCCUUUGUAUCGGCCUGUUUGAAUGAGAGACGAGAUGGGACGAUUUACUUUGGUGUGAGUCCUACAGAUUCUGACAAAUAUCAGGCAGGAGAAAUAGUUGGUGUACAACUUCCACAGAAAGAUCAUUUAAAAGAAAAGAUCGAUAUUUUCUGCGAGAGAUCAUUCUCAGAUAGCCAAAGGCAGCGUAUCUCACAAAUGCUGCGUAAUGUUUGUUGUGUUCCUGUUGUUGAUAGUGAUCUAUCAGAUCUCUUCGUUGUGGAGAUAGACGUCAUAAUUUCAAGUAAACUUUUGAACGAAGAUACCUUUUACACAAAGUUGGACUACAUUCCAAUUCACUAUGAAAUAUGCAAGCAACCUAGUGGAAUUUUUAGAUUUUAUGAUGGAAUCCCCAAAAUAUGUACACAAGUUGAAGAGAUAAUAAAUUAUGAACGGAAUGAUAAGCUUAAAAUUAUUAAUCAAAGGUUGCAAGAUGAGAAGAAAAAUGAUGUUAUAAAAACUAAUUUAGGGGUGAAGCUACAGAAUCUUCUUGGUAGUGGCAACAUCGAGAACUCCUUUAUCUUUCUUCUCACAAGUCCUGGGGAGCCAGCAUCGACACAAGACGACAUAAGCAGUGAAGUCUCGUUUAUCCGGACAGUGGAGCCUAGAUGUGUCUUUGACUUCGAGACGAGACCAGAUGGAGUUUUUAAAAAGUUGGAUAAUCUUAAAGAAGAUUUUAUAAGAGUUUUAACUUUAGAUAAUUUUAAAACGAAUGAAGACGCGAAUUUGGGCAGAGGUGAAAUUGCUUGGAUAUUCUGUAAUGGCUAUGAUACGUCUCCAGCACAGGAGACAAAAGUUUGGAAAAUGAAAAGGAGAAAUAAUCUUCAACAAACACUUGAUGUGUUUCAAAGACUGUACCCGGAAAAUAGAGUCAUUGUGAUUGUCUGUUUGUUUUCUGAAAACUAUGAUACCCUAUUUGAAGGAUGCGAUGAGGUGUUUAAAAGAUAUCAGAAGAAAUGGAUUCUUCUUGCUGAAAAUGAAGACUUGGCAAAGAGAUUUUUGGACAGGGCUAAGGUUCGAGAACUAGCCGAUACAGAUGAUGUAUAUGAACGUUGCGUGAUCGGUCUGUCAUGGGAAGAAGUGGAUGAAACUUUGCUUAGCACCAGACCAAAGCGCAAUAAUGUUCCAAUGUGUAUACCAUGUUCUUCAGGGGGUUCUGUGAAAGUUGCAGAACUUCAGCUAAAACGUUGGUCAGAUUUAAAUAUUUUGACAUCGGGAGAACUUAGUUCCACUGAAAGUGAAGACGAGCUACAUGAAAAAAAUGAAGAGGUCAAGAAAAGAUUUUACCGGGGUGACGAAGUGGAUUGGUGGAAUUUUCAUUUUGGGCACCAUGUAGAGCGGCAGAUUCAUGGCAACCUCAAGGUCAGGGUCAGAGAGGCGCUGAGCAACCAAGAUGGCUUAGAAGAGAACCUCAUCACAUGGGUAAACAUCCAUCAUCAACAUGGAGCAGGAGGAACAACCGCAGCUAAACACAUUCUAUGGGAGUUCAGAAACGAGUGGCGGUGUUGUGUCUUGAAUACAAUUUCUGAACAGACUGCUGAUCAGCUUCUGGAGCUAAGGGAGUUCAAAGACAAAACACCAAAGCCAGUUCUAGUGCUCAUAGAUAACCAAAAUGAUGACAUGACGGAAGAUCUAAUAGCAAUAAUAAAACAAAAACUCGAAAACCGUAACAAAUUUUCCUAUCCAGUGUUCUUUACACUUCUACGCUGUGUGCGGAUAAUGGAUGCCCCCAUCUCAGGUUCACACGUAUCACUGAGCCAUAAGCUGACUGACAAAGAAUUACAAUCUUUUGAUGAAAAAUUUGAACUUCUAGAAAAAGACUAUAGAACUAAAAAAUCAAAUGUAGCCCCUAGCAGCCUACUAUCUUUCAACAUCAUGAAAAAUAACUUCAAAAAAGAAUAUAUUGAACGAGUGGUCAAAGAGUUUACCAAAAGUAUCACUGAUGAAACAGAAAUGAAGCUCCUCAAACUUGUUUCGUUUAUAAGUACGUACUACAGCAAUCCUGUGCCUGUGUUUUGUUUUGAUAAGUUAUUGCUACAACAACCUGAAAAAUCCUUAGCAACAGCUGGAUUCCCACCCAGCUUUGUGCGAAAACCGCAUUGGGAAACAAGGCUGAGUGACGAAGUGCAUGUUUUACUUAACAUCCGCUUGAACAGAGGCUGGGAUAGAAUAGCAGCCUUAAGAAUAUUUAAUAGGAUGGUUGCCAGUCAAGUAUUAUUUUUAAUGAGAGAGCGCACUGGUCAGAAAGAAAGUGAAAUCCUCUUGGAGCUUUUAAGUUCGGUCGAGGUGUUUUGUUUUAAGAAUCCUGAUCCUUUAUAUACUGUCAUUAAAUCGAUUCUCCACAACAGAGAGAAGCUAUCUGGAAAUCGACAACAAAAGUUUUCUCAAUUCGUGGAAAACAUACGUCAAUCUGAAGGACCUGAAAAAACUGUUGAAGUACUUUCUGCAUUGUAUCAAUAUAAUGGAGACGCUUUCACUGCGCAGCUUUUGGCGAGAUUUUUUCUAGACAUUGGAGAAUGGAACAAGGCAGAAUUCUAUGCAAAUAAAGCAGUUGAAAGAUGUCCAAAGAACUCUUUUCUAAGGGACACUUUAGGCCAGGUUUUCUUUAAUCAGAUUCCAAAAGAUGUACAAGAUGUAAAUGACGACACAACACUUAUGAAGAAAGUACAGGAUAUUAUUUUAAUUUCCUACAACGCUCACAGAACAUUUCUGGAUGGACAAAGAGUAAGUAAAGUGGAAGCAAGUCACAAACAUAAAGCCCGAAAUCUUGCUUGCCAUUUUGGUGAAUUAAAAGCUAUAGAAAAUCUUCUGGAAGCUCUAUCUAAGUAUCUGGACGAGUCUACAAUUCACGAGUAUCUGGUGUACCCAGAUAAACAAGUUGAAAUACUUUCCUUUUUGAAAGAUCAUGAAAAAAGAUUUCUAAAGUCUUUGGAUCAACGUUAUCAGAAACUGAUGAGGCGCCUCAGCGAAGAAUUGUUGCACUCAGAAGAAUCGCUCUGUAUCACUGAGCCAAGUUUUCAACAGAAAAAACUGGUGAAACUGAAAGUGAACCUUAAAAAGUACUUUGAAGAGAAAUCGGACAGUGUGCCAGCAAAUUUAAAUAAGACUUUGAAGUGCGAAUAUCGAAUGAGGCUCGUUAGAGAUCUUGGUGCAACUUCUGUGGAAGCGGUGCUUACACUAAGGAACAGUAACGAUAAAUUGAUGAAAAUUAUUGAAUUAAUAGAAAACAAUUUAGCGGGAAAAUCUGGCACAGCAUACGAAUACAAGUUAGUUCUUCAGGCCUCCUUUGUUUUAAUGCUCGGAAACAGCUUGCCUGAGACAAAAUUUAAAGACGUUUUGGGAUGGAGCAAGGAGUUGUACACAAUGGAAAGCUUUCAAAGAGAUAAGAUAGAUUUGUACCCAUUUUUCUUUUUUGUCAUUUUCAAUUUUCCAACACAAAGUAGAGAAGCAUUUCGAUUGCAAUACAUGUCGGAAUUAUCCACAGCACUUGAAAAUUGGAAAAUGGCAGCGAUGAAAAAAUGUAGCAGUUUAAGGGACAACAAAAGAAAUUAUUUAAACAGAGUCCAAUAUUUCCUUGGGAGCGAUUCACCACCAAAAGACAUCGUUCACUUUGAUGAUUUUAAACACAUAUUGGCCAUGCCUGAUACCUCUGAAAAAUGGAAACAUCCAGAACUCCGAAAUAUUCUAUUACCUACCAAAGGAAUGCUUCUAGAAGGCGGCAACUUAGUGCGCAUUUACUUAAAAAACAAGGAAGGAGGCCACGUUUUGAUCAGAACAGCGCAUUUUGUUUACGAUCGCUCCAGGUGGAUGAAGAGCGUAGAGUUUUAUGUUGGUUUUUGUUUGACCGGACCCAAAGCCUACAUCAUAGAAUUUAAAUAAGAACAUGGGUUAUAACAUUCUAGAAUAAUGAAAGCAAAGUUUAUGUCAGAUUCACCUGAAUAUAUCAAGUAUAGAAAUAUUAAGGCCUGAACACAUUAAUUGAUUAAAUUGUUUCCACACUUAUUGACUAUAAAUGAGGAAUGUUUUUACUGCACUUUCUGGCUAUUGUUCGUGGCAAUUUAAGUUGUUUUAAAUUUUUCAGAUCUUUGUUAUUGUAUUUUUUCAAAUCAUUAUUUACAAUCAAAUCUUAAAAUCUACACCACGUUGUACAUUUCAGACCGGUGCACAUCACUUUUUAAUCAAAUCUUUAUAUCUAUAUACUACUAAAAAAAUUGCGGAGUUUGUAUUUUUUGUACAAAAUCUUAUUUAAAGACGCUAAUUAAUUUGUUGAUAUAUUCAUACGUACAAACACAAGUUUACAAUUAUACAAAUUGAGAUCAAAUACUUUAUUUACUUAUUUUCCAGGCCCUGUAUUCGUAUCAAUGCUAUUAGUUAAAUUAGGAUAUAACUUAAUUUAAAAUAAUAUUUGGCGUAAUUUUAUUUUACGGCAAAGAGUUACCUCGGAGAGUGUUUAAAAUAGUACAAAUAGUUAUAUUUAAAGGUGCCUAGCUGGCCGAGACUACAGUGUUAUGGGUUCAAAAAAACAUCGUGUCAGUGUUAUUUUUGUUUUAAUUUUCACUCAAAGAAAGGGCACAUGGCCUUAAUAAUGGAUUCAUUUGUUAUUCAUUUGAGGUUCGAGCUCAGUAAGAAUUAUAGAAAUAAAUCUAUGUUUGAAAAGACAAUAAGUGUAAUAAGUGUGAAUUCUUCUAGAUGUGUAUUAUAAAGUUGCCUUUCGGACCUGGCGGGACACGGGGCAUGUAAAGUAUAGUUCACCUGUUUCUGUGACCUCGGCAUAUGAAGGGAUAGUGUGCUCAGCGGAAAUCGGUUCCUUUAAAAGACAAAAACAUGUUGGCUAAUGUGUUACGUCUUUUUAGAUGGGGGUCUGGCUUUUCGUGACGAAAUGUGCCAAUGGGGAAAGAUAGGGCAGAAGAUAAAAAUCGUUUAACAAGCGUGACCUAAUUUAUGAAUGACCCCUAAAUCCACAGUUAUCCAGAGGAUAAUGGGUGGUCUAGUAUAUACUAAACCUGUAUUAAUUAUUAGAGUAUUGAUCACUCUGAAAAAAAUAUAUUGAUUUUCAGGUUAUUUAUAAUGUAAACAUGUUUAUAAUUGAAAAUUUCUUUCACAUUCCUGUAAACUAGAUGUUUUAUAGUCAGAUAUUUUAUACGUCUAUUUUAGUCAAAGCACUGUCUUUUUUUCUAAAAUGUUUUAAUCAAAGAGCAAGAACAACAAUUGUAUUGGCUGAUUCAGCCAACAGCCGGUACCGUUUUUUUCCAUGCUACGUAAGAUCCCAUCAAACACUGUACCAAUUAUUAUGUUCUUAGUUUCGUACUGGGGCUUAUGUAAGUUGUCGUGUUCCAGAUGACGAUUCGCAUUUUAGUACUGCAAAUAAUAAACAUAAUUAAAACAAAUAUUGAGCAACAACUCUAAGUUGAAAGUAAUAGAGCCCAAGUAAAAUUCACAGAGGAUUAAUAAAUAAAUAAAAAGGUGAAAGAUACUGUAUCAGG
This is a messenger RNA of Physella acuta, 6683 nucleotides long. RefSeq names its product sterile alpha motif domain-containing protein 9. Gene Ontology annotation, cellular component: cytoplasm. Gene Ontology annotation, biological process: regulation of apoptotic process. Lineage: Eukaryota; Metazoa; Mollusca; Gastropoda; Physidae. The record is from RefSeq and is a predicted model, not a curated record.